AUGGAACUCAGAUCAGAUCUAUACGUAAGAAAAAUAGCUCAGAGAAGCGGUGGGAAACAAGAAGAAGAGAUUAAUCUGUUACAUAACCGCAGAUUCGACCUCAGGUGUGCUAUAUCAGUACUGUAUCCUACCUACUGUGCUCAACAGAGUUUCAGGUGGAGGCUGAAAGAUCUCAGAUGCUGCGAGAAGGGUAUGCAGAAGAGAAGGAAGAUGAUCGAUGUCGCUAAAGAAGCUUAA
Arabis nemorensis is the source of this 237-nucleotide messenger RNA. NCBI's taxonomy places the organism in Eukaryota, Viridiplantae, Streptophyta, Magnoliopsida, Brassicales, Brassicaceae. The record is from the annotation of a GenBank genome assembly.